This is a messenger RNA of Manduca sexta (tobacco hornworm), 456 nucleotides long. RefSeq lists its product as uncharacterized. NCBI's taxonomy places the organism in Eukaryota, Metazoa, Arthropoda, Insecta, Lepidoptera, Sphingidae. The coding region runs from base 1 to 456 and encodes 151 amino acids. The transcript has a single exon. The record is from RefSeq and is a predicted model, not a curated record.
AUGGAGGCGGUGGAGACGCUGUCGGACCACCGGUAUAUCCGGUUCGACGUCUCCACCGAUCCCUCGAGCGCGCCAGUCCGACGGGCCCCAAGUGGUCCACGUUGGGCGUUGAGACAGCUGGACAGGGAGCUCCUCCUGGAAGCCUCCAUCGUCCAGUCCUGGGUGCAAGCACCGGUCAGGCCGGACGAUGUGAAUAACGAGGCCGACUGGUUCCGGGAGGCUAUGUCCUCUGUCUGCGACUCGGCAAUGCCCCGAGUCCGCCGAAGCCAAGCGCGGCGCAAGGUGUACUGGUGGUCGCGGGAGCUGGCAUCGCUCCAGGCGGCGUGCUAUGCCGCGCGACGCCGGUACACCAGGUACCGCCAAAUCCGCAUCCGGCCUGUGGAUGCGGUGGCUCGAGAGGCGGAGCUAUACCAGGGGUACAGAGACGCAAAGACGCUCUCUCGGGCGCGAUUCUAG